AACCUCAAUGAGCGAUUUACACAAUUACAUCUGGUAACAUAUUCAGUACUGCGAUACUUGUUUAGUGUGGUUUUAGUCGCGAUAAGUGCGUACAAAUAAAUAUGGCGGACCCGUUGUCUCUUCUUCGGCAGUAUAAUGUCAACAAGAAAGAAAUAAUCGAGCGUGAAAAUGAGAUAAUAUUUGGUGAAUUUUCUUGGCCGAAGAACGUCAAAACUAACUAUCUGACUUACGGGUCAGGAAAAGAAGGAAACGCCAAGGAGUACUACACGCUCGAGUGUUUAUUAUUCCUUUUGAAACAUGUACAACUCACUCAUCCGGUUUACGUGCGUCAAGCAGCAGCGGAAAAUAUUCCGGUGGUGCGACGUCCGGACAGAAAAGAUUUAUUGGCAUAUCUCAAUGGUGAGACGGCGAAUUCAGCAGCCAUAGAUAAGUCAGCGCCGAUCGGUCUGUCGACGCAGGUUAAACGAACAGCUGAAGAUGGUACAGAGAGUGGUUCCUCCAAAAAGCCACGUUUUGAGGAGACUCAUGUGCAAAAAGUGAAGGAACAAUUGGCUGCGAGGCUGGAUGCACCGAAGGAGGCUUCAGUGACGGUGGACAAUAUUAAAUCAUUGUCAGAGGCAAUGUCCGUGGAAAAAAUAGCAGCGAUAAAAGCCAAGCGUUUGGCUAAAAAGCGAACGACCAUUAAGGAAAAUGAUGACAUAGGAAUGGGCUCGGACUUGCGAGUAAUCCUUGAUCUUGAUGUGGACGACACGAAGGACAUUGUUUCGAGGGAAAGGCAAUGGCGAACAAGAGCGACGAUAUUGCAGAGCAGUGGUAAAGUAUUUGCCAAAAAUAUAUUCGCCAUAUUGCAGAGUAUCAAAGCAAGAGAGGAAGGUAGACAAAAAGGACCCUCCGCGCCGACUCCCAUGGUCACACCAAGAUCUACUCCGAUGAGACCUCUGCCACAACCAGCAGUUUACAAUCGUUACGAUCAGGAAAGAUUCAUAAGACAAAAAGAAGAAACGGAAGGUUUCAAGAUCGAUACCAUGGGAACAUACCACGGUAUGACACUGAAAUCCGUGACUGAAGGCACAAAUCCAGCUGUGAGAAAACCGCCCAUCGCGAAUCCAUCGACGACACCUACUUCUGGCUUAUUACCAACGUCUGCUGCUAAAUUAACUCCUCAACAAGCAGCACAGAACAAACGACCAAGCAGGACACCCAUCAUAAUUAUACCAAACGCCAACACGUCUCUCAUUACGAUGUACAACGCCAAGGAUAUACUUCAAGAAUUAAAAUAUGUUUCCAACGAGGAGAAACGGGCCUCGGGAUGUAAGAGGGAAAACGAAAUUUUACUCCAACGAAGAAAAGAUGGUGGUCUCACUGUGCCAUACCGCGUUGUCGACACACCCGCAAAACUGACCAACGCCGAUUGGGAAAGAGUUGUUGCCGUUUUUGUUAUGGGACCCGCAUGGCAAUUCAAGGGAUGGCCUUUCGACGGAAACCCUGUAGAGAUUUUCUCCAAAGUCUCCGCAUUCCACUUGAAAUACGACGAAAUGAAGCUCGACGCGAACGUUGCUCGUUGGGCAGUUACGGUAAUCGAAUUGAGCAGAGAAAAACGUCACUUAGACAGAGCAGCACUGAUGAUGUUCUGGGAACAUCUUGACAAGCACAUGAUCAAGAACAAACCGCACUUGCGUUUUUAAACAAUGACAAAUCAUCGUACACCAUUCAUCAUCUCUCGUAGACACCCUCAUUCGGUAUUUUUCACAAAUUUAAAAUAAAUGAAAAUGUAUAAUGUAAAUAGUUGAAAGGAUAAGACGAAGAGAAAGGGAGAUAAAUGAAAAGAGGACGAAAUAUCACAAUGAAAGUGUAUAUGCAUAUAUACAAAUAUAUGAGAUAUAUCACUCCGA
Molecule: messenger RNA, 1892 nt
Organism: Venturia canescens
Lineage: Eukaryota; Metazoa; Arthropoda; Insecta; Hymenoptera; Ichneumonidae
Gene: hyx
Product: cell division cycle 73 hyrax
Exons: 4
Coding region: 102-1685 (527 amino acids)
Biological process (GO): positive regulation of transcription elongation by RNA polymerase II; transcription elongation by RNA polymerase II
Cellular component (GO): Cdc73/Paf1 complex
Molecular function (GO): RNA polymerase II complex binding
Source: RefSeq, a predicted model, not a curated record